AGGAUGUAGCUGCCUACUGAUCAACACCUCGCACUAUGAACGUGGAAACUUCAACAAGCUAAACCUUCCACCUAUCAGAUGGAGGCUGAGCGAGAGCGGCUGCUGAGCCGUCUGAAGAAGGAGAUAAAGUUGCUGAUGGAGGAGAGCGUAACAAAGAAGAUAAUCCACGAGGACAGCUCCACGAUAGCUUCCCUCUGUAUUGUCCUGGAGCAGUGCCUCAUUCACGGGUACAAAAAACCGACUGUCUCUCUGUCCAGUCUCCCGAUUUCCAUGAAUGUACUGACAUGUCUAGCCAAACACGAUGAAAUUGCCGAGAAAACCCUGAAACAUGCCAGCUCUAACUUCAGCUACCGAAAAGCGAACAGUUCGGAUAACCUUAGCGCUCGAUUCAAGAGCAAGAGUCUGGUGGGACACACCCCGCGUUACAACUGGAUCAGAAUAUCACUGAUCGAGAGAUCUAUUGUGGACCUGGUGAAAUCUCUCAUGGUUCACUGCUUGAAGCUGUACCAGGAGGAGUCCUUGAUAAGAAACUAUGUUACUGGACAUCUUUUUGUGGACUUGUUGAGCGGGUUAUCGGCGCUAGAUUACACCAAGACCAAAACACCAGAUCACUUUUGGAGUGACCCUCCUGCUGAGGAGCUGAUUGAGAGGCGAGCUGCGAAGGGAGACCAGCGUCGGCAUCAAAAACACCCCAACUCCUCUCUGACAGUGUGUACUCCAAGCGCUCUGCACUAUGUCACCGACAACGACCCUUCUUCCUGUCACGCUCGCAAUCUUGUUCAGUCUCUCUAUCAGAGCUCAAGUAGCGCUCUUCUCUUUGGUAAAAACAACGUUACGGUACAAAAACCAGAGGGUGACUAUCAGACGGGUUAUUUGGCACUACAUCAGUCCGGCAAGAACUUCUUCAUGAAAUGGAUGAGCAAGAGGUUUGUAGACCAUAAAGUGGACCCCACUUUCUACUGGGACUACUCAUGGGUAGUUUAUCUGGACGAUGUGGCCUAUAUCCACGCGCACCCCUACGAACGCGAGGGAAGUGUGGUCCUCAUUGGUCACGAUGGAGUUCAGCGUCCACCGGUCCUCUUCCCCUCGCAAACAGCUUUGGUCGACUUUCUAACCUGUCUAGAAGGAGGGUUACUGUCUGAGAGCUUCAGUAUGGAACCGCGUGUCAGUAUGUACCUCACACCUCAGGGAACCUUUCCUCCGAAGAGCGAUAAGAAGAAAACAGCCAAGCAAGCCAGCUUCUUUGUGUUCCAAAUAAUCACUUUCAUUCCCGAGCAACCGGAUGAAACCAGAGAUGCUAAGAGGAAACGAGAUUCGAUAGGGAGUGUUCAGAGUCUCAAUUCGAAUCAGGACAAGGGGAGUGUCAAGAAGACCAAAGAGGGAGGUAGCGAGGAGAGUAUGUCCAUUAACAGCUGUGAAACAGAAGAUUUUCAUUUACCUACACGAAUAGGCGAAGUGUGCCAGACCAUGCGAUAUCAGAUUCUCUCGAGAAACUUUUACGGCUGGCUAGCGUAUUGUCGGCAUCUCAGUGAGGUUCGCAAACACCUCUCCAUCAUGGUUUACAAAACACGAACUAUCUCAUAUCUUGAUCUAGAGGCGGGUGUCACCCCUGAACUUUGGGAAUCGCUACACGAUUGUGACGUAGUGAACGACAAGGAACGGGUCAUGUACUACACAUACUACGGAGGAAUCGAUCCCUCAGUUCGACCGGAAGUGUGGAAGUAUAUCCUGGGGCACUACAGUUUUGGAGACACCCCGGCGGUUCGGCGCCAGAAGGACGAGGAGGAGAGGGAGGAGUUUCAGAGGCAGGUUUGUGUGUGGGAGAAAGUGGAGCAAUACAUAUUAUCUAAUGAUAAGAGCAAGUUUACUGCGGUGCUAGAUGAGACUUUUGAUACUACUUCAGUUAAGAGUGUCGUUAAAGAGGAAGUUGACAGUGUAGUCAGCUUGGAACCGGAGGAGGAAGAUGAGGAGCUUAAGAGUGCCCGCAGCGGGUUGACGUCUCCUGCAAGCGACGCGUAUCUAUCUGCUACCCAAGAUGAGGACGGGGAUGAGAUGCCUGAGGAAUGUGUCAUGAAUGGGGUUGAUCCCCCGGGAAAAAAUGGAGUCGAUGUUAUUGAGAAUGGUGUUAUAAUCCUUGAAAACGGUUGCCUACCACCAGAUACGGUACUGAUAAACGGUGUUGAAUAUUCUGAUGACAAGAUCGCUUCUAUUGAUUUGAACUUUCAUAGGAUUGACAAAGACGUACAGAGGUGUGAUCGGAACUAUUACUACUUCACAUCCGCCAAACUGUCCAUACUCCGACGAAUAAUGUGCACCUAUGUUUGGGAAAACCUUGAGGUUGGUUACCGGCAGGGAAUGUGCGACAUCCUGGCUCCCCUCUUAGUUAUUCUAGACGACGAGACUCUUGCUUACUCCUGCUUCAAGAAACUCAUGGUCCGAAUGAACAUGAACUUUUUACACAGCACGCUGAUGGACGACCACUUUGCGAACAUGAGGUCACUAAUCCAGAUACUGGACAGUGAACUGUUCGAGCACAUGCAGUCCAACAGCGACUACUCCCACUUCUACUUCUCCUACAGGUGGUUCUUGCUGGACUUCAAGCGAGAGUUGGAGUAUGAUGAUGUAUUUAGGGUCUGGGAAGGAAUCUGGUCAGCAUACCACUGUACUUCCAAUCACUUCACUCACUUUAUAGCGCUAGCACUGGUCGAACACUACAGGGACAUCAUACUUGACAACAAUAUGGACUUUACUGAUAUUAUCAAGUUUUUCAACGAAAUGGCUGAAAAACAUGAUGGCAGAAAGAUUUUGAAUAGUGCGAGGCAGCUUGUACAUCGGCUUCAGAUUCUUAUCGAUAGUUAAAGCUUUGUUCGCCAGUUCUUGAUUAAAAUCGAUGAGAAAAGUGUAUUUUGUUCAAACUUUGUUUAUAUGUGAACAAUUAACACCCUCAUUAGUCAGUAGGUUGAACGAAUAAAACCCAUAUUUAAUAUUGUGCUAUUUGGCGAUGAUUUCUGUAAAUAUUGCCUCCGCCAAAUUGAAGACUAUACCACUUCUUUGUAAUUCUAAAACCAUUGUAGACUUAGACUUAGAUCCAUUAUUUUUUCCAAAAAGGAACGACACAAAAAUGACUGUUUUCCAUGGCUCAUAUUACAACGCAAUGAUAACUGAUUUUGAAGAGACAAGAGAGUUGCCGUUCCUUUUCGGACUAUCAUAGGCAUUUAAAUGAGACUUAAAGUUAAAUAACCGGAAGAUUAAAACUUUAUCAAGCCUGAGUAUUUCAUAGGUAUUAAACAGUAUUUUGAUUUUUAAAAGCUAUGGAUUACAGCCCUCGAAAAAGGUAUUUUCAGGCGGAUUGGUUGCUUUUUGCUGUACAUAGAUUUCUAAUGAAAGCGUGCAACCAGUAUAGUAUUUACACACUUGCAAAUAUUAUUAUUAUUAGUAAGCAAUAAAUUAGAUGAUGUCAUUAUGAAAAUUAUUGGCUUUAUUAUUAUUAUCAACUUAAUAAUAUGAGUCUGAGAGCAGUCAGUGUUCAAAUGAAAUUUAACUUAAUGCCUGGCAAGUCUGUGGAUGUAGCGAUAUUAUAUUUUCAGAUAAAAUUAGACAGUUCUAUGCAAUGGUUAUUUUCCCGUUUAAAUAUUCUAGCAAGCUAGAGUUUUAAUAACUAUAAAAGUGGAAAUAAUAUCUACAUCCAUAGCUUGAAGUUCAGUUAAUUUAUUUUAACGAAAUAACAUAUUUGAUAAUAAAUACACCUCUAUUACAAACAGAAUGAAGUUGGAAAUUUGUAUUCCUAUUAGUGCUAGAUUGAGAGGUGUAUGACAGUGAAAAGAUAAACUUGGACAUUUAAAUUAUUUAUGAGUCGUUUCAACUGUUUAAUGGGGAACUGUGUUGCAGUUCGGUUUAGAAAUUACCCGAUUGUUCUCACGCUGGACGUGAAGUUGCUGGUCGUUUGUGUCGAGACACUUGAGUUGUGAUCGUGAGAUGCUGAUUUGUCCAGAUUAAUUGGCACUUAGCCAGUAGUAAUCACGUGUCACAACACAGCUUCUUGACCACAUUUUUCAGUAUGACUAUUAAAAUUGCCAUCUUUGUUUGAGUAUAUAUAUAUUAAUAUAUAUGUAUAUGUUAAAAAUUAGUGCGCUGGCCGUGUAUUUUGUGUCUUUUUUUAUUUGUUUAUUCUUCAAGUGUAAAAUUUUCAUUUCUGCUUUAAUUCUUGACUUUAAUCGAUACCGGAUCCGCGGAUUUCAAUACGAUUAGAUUUGGAUUUUGGAUGUUGAUUGUAUGGAUUUGAUAUUAUUGAAAAUUAAUUGCAAAUUGAUCUAAUUUUAAUUCCCAUUUAUUGUAAUGUAAAAUUGAUGGCAUAGUGUCAUUCGAAGUUAAUGAAUUU
Molecule: messenger RNA, 4378 nt
Organism: Bolinopsis microptera
Lineage: Eukaryota; Metazoa; Ctenophora; Tentaculata; Lobata; Bolinopsidae
Product: small G protein signaling modulator 2-like
Exons: 4
Coding region: 79-2859 (926 amino acids)
Biological process (GO): activation of GTPase activity
Molecular function (GO): GTPase activator activity
Source: RefSeq, a predicted model, not a curated record